AUGGUUCUCAAAUUGAUAUCGGCCACCCCCUCACCCUAUGCUCGCAAGGUACGCAUCGCAUUACACGAGAAAGAGAUCCCUUUCGAGCUAGUGACCGAGGUGCCCUGGGACAACACGACUCAGAUACCACAGCACAACCCACUGGAGAAGCUCCCUGUGCUCAUUGACACGGCCGACCCCGAUAAUGCAGUCUAUGGGUCACAUCUCAUCCUCGACUGGAUUGAAUAUAAAUUUCCACCGCCUAGUCACUUGGCUUUGAUGCCCAAGACCAAGGAAAAUGAGCUGUUUGCCAAGAAGGUUCAAGUUAUUGCAGAUGGUAUCUGCGACGCCUGUGUGUUGAUGUUCUUUGAGAAGCAGCGCUCAUCACCCAGUGGGGAGUGGACAUCUCGCCAGCGGCGGAAGGUUGACGGAGGACUCAACCAGCUCGCUUAUUGGGUCGGUGACCGUGAAUUCCUCAUCGAGGAUAAAUUCACGUUGGCUGACGUAGCAGCCGGCGCUGCUCUUGGGUAUCUUCGUGUCCGUUUCCAAGAUCAUCCGUGGCAGGAAGAAUAUCCUAAUCUCAAGCGGUAUAGUGAUCAACUUGAGGCUAGGGAGUCUUUUGAAAUAUCCGUUCCCACUCCGCAGAAUAUUAAAGAUAAGAUAGUAUGA
Molecule: messenger RNA, 648 nt
Organism: Exophiala aquamarina CBS 119918
Lineage: Eukaryota; Fungi; Ascomycota; Eurotiomycetes; Chaetothyriales; Herpotrichiellaceae
Exons: 3
Coding region: 1-648 (215 amino acids)
Biological process (GO): L-phenylalanine catabolic process; glutathione metabolic process
Molecular function (GO): glutathione transferase activity; maleylacetoacetate isomerase activity
Source: RefSeq, a predicted model, not a curated record